GAGUGGGAAGAUCACGCCAAAUAAAACCAUACUCUGGAACCAUGUACUCUGGAAAUGAAUGUUUUUUUUUAUGUCAGUAAUUUAUUAUGCAUGGGUGGAUGAGUUUACAAUCUUAUUCCUUUAGCUACAUCAAACUUUUAUACAUUGAACAAAUAUAUUAGCUAAACUAUUGCGUUUAGAAGACAAGGAUAGCCUAUAAAGAAAUAUGUCAUAAAGAAGGAUGUUUUCAACUGGAUGUACUGAGCAGCAUUGUCCAAACUGGUCCAAUGGGCCAGUGGGAGCACCACACAUGUCGCCACAGCAGUUCCCAUUAUCGCCAGGAUGCAACUGCUUCUUGUCAUCUGGAUACAACGGUGGCCUCUUCAUCCCUCCAGGAUAUGAUGGCAACCCACCAGCAUUCCACAUGUCAUGUCCCCCAAGGUGGCCCUGUGCGCUGGGUGGCUCUCCCUGCCCCAUGGAGCAAUUCUACAUGGAGCCCUUCUUUGGGCCAGGCUGUACGUGCUUCUUCCCUCAUGAAUGCAACAGCAACAUCUUCAUCCCUCCUGGGUACAACAGCAGUCCAACGCCAUUCCACAUGCAGCACCACUGGAAUCACUUUUCUACAGACCAGUACAACCUGGCACCUAGCAGUAUACCUGACCACAGUCCUGCUGAUCUUGAAACCAACACAACUGAAGAUAGUCUCAGCAAUAACAACAUAGAGACAGAGAAGUGUGAACCCGGGCUUGCCCCUGCACACUGCCAGGACAUGCCCACCUCAAGGGAGAAGCAGCUGGACAACGUUGUGGAAAAUAUGCAUGUUGAUAAUAUGACGGUCAGUGGGAGGGGGCUGAUAUCCAGACAGCUUUUAAAAUUAGUUUAAUUUAAGCAAUAGCCUGGUGGCAAUGAGCACAUAUUGUCCCAUUAUAGUAAAUUAAUACAUUGUUAACCUUUUCCUCUACCAUUGAAAGCAAUUGUCAGAAAUAACAAUGGACCUGAUAUUUAAGCCUGAGACCAGGCACAUGAAAAUUGUAAGCAAAACUUUUAAGGGACCGUAAUACCAGAUCCAACUAGAUGUUAUGGACCUGAUAGAAUAUGAUAUGUCUUUGUGGUCUGCAGAAACCAGACCUUGUUCCUGGAAAAUUUCCAGAGAAGUCCAGCGAGACACCAGUGUCCUCCAAGGAGUCCAUUCAGCAACAUAAUGGAGAACUCAUAAUCUGGGAGACAGAAAUGCCACAGCAUCUGACUGAGGCAUUUAUUGGAGAAGAAGGGCACUAUUUGAAGUUUGUGAGGCAGAGUUGUGGUGGACUAGUCUACAUGUCCACACAUCCUCGUACCCAGGACUAUAUGGUCUGUAACAUAAUGGGUACAAAGCACCAAGUGUAUAAGGCACUGGACUUGAUCAGGAAAAAGAUAAAAUGUCAGGGCCUGAAAAACAUCUACUCCCCACCUACUGUGACCUUUGGGGGAUAUAUGAAUGAGGCUGAAACCCCCAAGAAAGAUCAGAAUGGACAUAGUAUCACAGGCGAAGCCUGUGUGAGUCAUGAGGGCCCUGAGAGUCACAAAGCUGUCCUACGCAGUGCCUGAGAGCUAGGAGAUCUUUCAUCAGGGGUCACAAGAAGCUUCUCAGGGUUGUGAUGUGAAAGACAUUGUACUCUGUUCACUGCAUUGUAUUGAUGUCUAGUUGCCCUGUAC
Molecule: messenger RNA, 1674 nt
Organism: Anguilla rostrata (American eel)
Lineage: Eukaryota; Metazoa; Chordata; Actinopteri; Anguilliformes; Anguillidae
Exons: 8
Coding region: 221-862 (213 amino acids)
Source: RefSeq, a predicted model, not a curated record